Molecule: messenger RNA, 4290 nt
Organism: Aedes aegypti (yellow fever mosquito)
Lineage: Eukaryota; Metazoa; Arthropoda; Insecta; Diptera; Culicidae
Gene: chm
Product: histone acetyltransferase KAT7
Exons: 9
Coding region: 370-3189 (939 amino acids)
Biological process (GO): regulation of DNA-templated transcription
Cellular component (GO): nucleus
Molecular function (GO): zinc ion binding; histone acetyltransferase activity
Source: RefSeq, a predicted model, not a curated record
CUGCGCGAGAAAAAAAACCUUGACUGUGACAGUUCGACGGACGCGUAAACUUCGGAAAAGUUGGCUCUCGGUGAUAAUUUUUCUGGAAAAAUCGUGUAUUUCGUGAAGAUUUUGUGAAAUUUGUGUGUACUUGUGGUGAUAAAGUGUUCUCUGAUAUCAGUGCGUGUUUGUAAAGCUCAAAAGUUCUCGUGAUUUUGAUUGAUUUUCAAUUCAGUUCUGUUUGGAUCGAUUGUUUUGCUCGUUUGUUUACGGUUUUCGCGUCAUCGCCGAGAUCGUUUUGGUCGCGUUUAGUUUUUUGUUUUUUUGGUCGUUCAUCCGCGGUUCUCGUUUCGUCGGUAUCGGUACCCUAAACUAUAUUAAAGACUAAAGAUGCCACCUCGUAAGAAGUCCACAAGCAGCACGGAAUCCAGCACCGCCAGCUCAUCGGAUUCGAGUUCCAGCGAUAGUAGCUCGAGUGGAAGCGAUUCCGGAAGCUCCAGCAGCGAAAGUGAUUCCUCUAGCUCUCAGGAGCCGACCACUACUCGCAUGGGCACGAAUAACUCUAAUGCUAAUGCUCCGAAAACGAACGAGAAAGUUAUGCGUCGUAGAAGUUCGGAAACUGCGGCAUCAGCAGGCAAGCAUCAUGUGCCUGCAACGACUCCAGCUGCAGGGAAAGACGCUGAGAAAGUAGCGCCUCAAAAACAGGCGGCCGCCAAGCAGCAAAAGCUUUCCAAGAGUUCGAUUUCUUCAAGUGACGAUGACCUGCUGGCUGAUAGUAAGCCUGUUGCACAUCCGAUCGUGCAGAAAAAGGUCCAACAAGCGGAAGCGGCCAAGAAGCGUGCACAGGAAAAGCAAUCUGCUUCACAUGGGAAUGCUCCGACAGCAAUUGUCCCUCCGAUAACCGGUGGCAAAGUUCCCCCUUCGGUCAUUAAGCAACAGCAACAAGCUCAGCAGCAUGCACAGCAACAGCAUAAAACAGCUCCCAUGACUAAGGCGGCAGCUAAGGCAGGCAUUGUUGUGAAGGAUGCGGUCAAAGCCAACCCUCCGAUCGGCAAAAAAGGUCCAAGUCCGGCGCUUUCGGCGCCCGCUACCAAAGCAAAAAAGAAGAGCAUUUUCUCACCGGUCAAUUCCUCGGAGUCGGACGAUGAUGGCAAAGAUAAGCACGAACCGAAAGGUCGCCGUACGUCGAGUUCUAGUUCGGUGGGAAACGCUGGAACGGGAUCUGCUGGUGGAUCAGCAACACAGCCCCCCAAAGAGCAGACCGCUUCAGGGGCUCAAUCGUCAGGUGGAACAACAGCCCAACAGCAGCAACGAGGUCGUGGCCGUCCACGAAAAACUCCGGCCGCCGCUUCCUCCGGUCCAGUAGCGAAACCAAUCGCACAAGUCAAACCCCAAGUCUCGGCAGCACCAGCAAAAGCGGCCGCUUCAACGGCACCGAAGCCACAGCCUUCACAAGCCCAGAAACAAGAAGAGGACAUCUCUUCGGCCACUACUUCCUCUACGGAUUCAACUACUUCCGGGUCAUCGGAUUCGGAUUCGGACUCAUCGGAGGAUUCGUCUCCAUCGCAAUCUGCUGCUGCUCAGCAGCUGAAGAAGAGCAACAGUGGCGUGAAGCGUCCUCUGGAACGCACCCCACAAAAGUCCGAGGUCAAGGAAGGUGUUACCGAUUCUGAGGGCGAAAAAGGGGACUCGAAUAAGCAAACUCGGAAGCUGACUCGGUCGUCUAGCACUCGCAAAUCCAAACAUCUUAUUGGAAAGAAUGCCUCAGAGACGGAUUCGGAUGCGGACAGUGUCAAAAGGUCUGCCUCUAAGAGCCCUGUGAAGAAGGCGCCAAUUGUGGCGACCAAGGGCAAAGCUAAGAACAGCAGCAAGAAAAAGGAUGCCGUGGUAAAGGAACUGCUCAUUGAGGAACCGGAACCGGUGGAGAAUCGUUGCCCAUUGCUGCAUUGCGAUUCAACAGGUCAUUUGGGUGGUCAAUUCGAGCGGCAUUUCACCCUCGAAGCUUGCCCCAUGUUCCACAAUAUGUCCGCUCAGCAGACCAGAGAGUUUCUUCAAGAACGAAAACGCCGCGAAGAGGACCGUAAAAAAGCCGUUCCGGUCUACGAAAACUCCAAGAAGGUCCAAACGCCGGAGCAGAAAAUCUACAUGCAAAAAAUUCGGGACAUGCGCGCCAAAUUUAAGCCCAAUCCGCAUCCGGUGGAAAAGCCCCGACCGAUGUCCGAACGGUUGGAGAACGAAAUCGAUCUGGAACCUCGGCUGGAUGGGAUCGUUCCCGAUUACGACCUGCAGUUGUUCCGCGAGGCUCAAGCUGCGGCCAGUGAAAGUUUCGAAAACGAAGUAAGAGAAAUGGUCACCGGGAAGGGCACCCGCUACAUCUCGAUGGGACGUAAUUGCAUGCAGGUGUGGUAUCAGAGUCCCUACCCGGACGAUGUCGCCCGGCUACCGAAGCUGUACUUGUGUGAGUUCUGUUUGCGGUAUCAAAAGUCGGAGGUCGGCAUGAAGAGGCAUGCAGCGAAGUGCGUUUGGAGACAUCCACCGGGCGAUGAGAUUUACCGCAAGGGUAAGCUCGGCGUGUGGCAGGUGGAUGGCAAACGGCACAAACAGUACUGCCAGCACUUGUGUCUGUUGGCCAAGUUUUUCCUCGACCACAAAACGUUGUACUACGAUGUGGAACCGUUCCUGUUCUACGUGAUGACACUGGCCGACAGCGACGGAUGUCACACUGUGGGAUACUUCAGCAAGGAGAAAAAUUCCUUCCUGAACUACAACGUGUCCUGCAUACUGACGUUACCGCCCUACCAGCGCAAGGGUUACGGCCGGCUGCUAAUAGAUUUCAGCUACAUGCUGACACGUGUUGAGGGCAAAAUAGGAUCGCCGGAAAAACCUUUGUCCGACUUGGGACUGAUCUCGUACCGAUCGUACUGGAAGGAUGUACUGCUGGCAUAUCUGUGUUCCCGGGCCGGGACCACGCUUAGCAUCAAGGACAUAUCGCAGGAAAUGGCCAUCAAUUCGUACGACAUCGUGAGCACACUGCAAGCCCUUGGCAUGAUGAAAUACUGGAAGGGCAAACACAUCAUACUGAAAAAGCAGGACGUUCUCGAGGAGUACGAGGAGCGGGUGAAAAGGCGCGGCAAUAUGCCCAAGAUCGAUCGCAGCUGCCUGAAGUGGACGCCGUUCGUUGCACCGACCCCUUCAAGCCCAAGCUCCUAGCGCCAGUCGUACCACCACCAUCAUCAUCAUCUUCACCAUCACCAUUUGCAGCAACAGAACCAUCCCUAUCAUUACUACUAUCAGCAACAUCCGUACAACAAUCAUGGCUAUCAUUACAACAAUCACCACAACAACAACAAUAACAGUUAUGGUGCUAACUAUAACUAUAACUAUAUGGCGGCGAGUGCCCUGCAGUGAUCGGACACGGUCAAAAGACCGUAUUUUAACGCGAGGGUAAUGAAGUGGAAAUGUGAGCGGGGAAUCAACUGAUUAUAUGUAGACUGUAGGUUAGGUAGUGCGCAAUUGUGAAUAAGCUUCAAAAUUUUGAUAAGUGUCUAACAUAUUUAAUGCAUUUCGUAUUGACUUGUACAAAUUAGGAACAGACAUUAUUAUACACACACGUUAGGGAAUAAGAUGUUUAUUGCGCAGUGUAGAAGAUCUAUACAUUUUUAAUAUAGGUUCUGUUACCACCCUUGACUAUCAUUUGCCUGUUGUAUAUUUUUGUUCUACAUGUAACAUAAGGAGAAUCUUAUCUUCUUUUCCCCGUAAUUUUUGAUGAUCAAAAAAAAAAAUAUAAAGGACUUUUCAAUUUCAUGUCAUUGUUCUACAUUUCGAAAAAAAUCUGCUUCAGAACAUCAAACAAAUAACGCUUUGAAUUACGUCUGAAGAUUUUGAUUAUUUUCGCUGAAACCAGGUCACCAUUGGUACAUAUCGUUGAAAUUAUACAUUUUAUCGCUGUUCGCUACCCGCGCAUGCAUACAUUAAGUUCUGCUAUAACUAAGAAGUUCCAGGAGUAAAAUUUAGAUAUUAUCUUCAGAAGAUCUCUUAUGUCAAUCAAACCAUUAUCUCAACUUGAUGGGUUGAACUUUGCCUCUGCUCGGGUAGAAUAUGCCUUAACUAGAAGAAAGGCGCUUUGGUUUGGUUAAAUCACUGUGAAGAUUCUUUACGAAUAUGUGACAGGUUAUUGAAGAGAUUCUAGCGAACAACAAAAUAAUCAAAGCAGCUUGAUUUGGUGCUGCUUUGUGGAUACCUAACAUAUCUGAAAUAAAUUUCUUGCUUGGAGUUUAGUGAAUUCUAAUGAAACCGUUGGAGAUAUCCUAA